Messenger RNA from Dendronephthya gigantea, 1104 nucleotides. Its product is annotated as disintegrin and metalloproteinase domain-containing protein 10-like. NCBI's taxonomy places the organism in Eukaryota, Metazoa, Cnidaria, Anthozoa, Malacalcyonacea, Nephtheidae. The transcript has 7 exons. Gene Ontology annotation, molecular function: metalloendopeptidase activity. Bases 1 to 1104 code for a protein of 367 amino acids. The record is from RefSeq and is a predicted model, not a curated record. Gene Ontology annotation, cellular component: plasma membrane. Gene Ontology annotation, biological process: membrane protein ectodomain proteolysis; Notch signaling pathway.
AUGGCUUGGCUUGCUGGUCUCCUGCAAAAAGGAGGAAUAUGCGAAACCUGGGACGGGGAUUCUUCCUAUAACACCGCCAUUGUAACCUUUCUUAAUCAUGGUGAAAUGGUUGGGGAUAAAACAGCAACGUUGACAAUGGCACAUGAAGUUGGUCACAGCUUUGGGGCAGAGCAUGAUCCAAAACAUUGUCAACCAGGUGGAAAAGAAGGCAACUACUUGAUGUUUGAACAUGCCAGUGACACAGGACAUAUAAAUAACGAUAGAUUUUCACAAUGUAGCAUCACCACCAUGAACAGAAUACUGGUAUCAAGAGCACACGAGUGUUUCACAGAUGGUACUUCAUAUUGUGGCAAUGAAAUCAUUGAACCAGGUGAAGAUUGUGACUGUGGAGAUCAUUAUAAUUGUAAAUCACGCGAUCCUUGUUGUUCUGAAUCGUGCGUUCUUCAAUUCCCAGCGCAGUGCAGUCCGAAGGCAGGACCAUGUUGCACGAAUGAAUGUGAAUUUAUCAACAGCACCGAAAGGAAGCUUUGUCUGGAAGAAACAGAAUGUUCCUUUUCAUCAUAUUGUAUGAAUGGUACGUGUGUGAAGGCCCCACAAAAACCAGACAACAUCAUCUGCAACAACGGCUCCAAUGUCUGCAAACACGGAGAAUGCCAGGGUUCAAUAUGUUCUUAUUUCGGUACCAAACAAUGUCUAUGCACAACGUUGAAUUACCGAUGUCAUGUGUGUUGUAACAACACAAUGGGAGAAUGCAUCGCUUCCUCGUCGUUCACAGGGAGAACUUUGUUUCUCAAGGAAAAAACUCCAUGUGCUGACAAUAUGUAUUGUGACGACGAUGGUCAAUGUACCGAACAUGCGCAUAAAUUCUACGAGCAAAAAGACUCAAUUGAUGUUAUCAUGAAAUGGUUGAUAAAUAAAUGGUAUGUAUUUGUGUUGAUUGCCAUAGCAACAACAGUGAAGAUUGUGUUCUGCAGUUACUAUAGUUACCGAUACUGGCAUACACGUAGAUCUCGACCGCAAGAUGAAGUGCAGCUUGAAAGACUGGAGACGAUAUACAGAGAAUAUCCCAAUACGUUACAAACAGAUCCACCAACAGAAUCAUAA